AGAGGAGCAGCCACACAGAAAAAAGGACCUUUAAAACAACUCAGAGCAAAGGAAGGAGGGCAAGAGGAGGGGGAGAAAACGCCCUGAAAAAAUCGGGUUCACCGAGAAAUAGGAAAAAGAGUGACAUUUUCCUAACAGACUGAGAAGUUGUGACUGAGUGAAAGCGCUCUUCUUGGGCUGAGGAGAAGGAGAGAAGGCACGUUUUCAAGGAUGCUCAAGCUGUUGUGAGGCUUCUUGGGCGCAAAGAUUGCGCACAGAAGUCAAGAAAACAAGAAAGAAAGAAGCUAACAGAAGCCUUGGUUUUGCUUGAGCAAUCCAAGAUGGCUGACGAAGAGGAAACCAGAGAGGUACUCUUUCCAGACUGGGAGGGUCCAGACAAAACUGGUUUGACCAUUGAACACACAACUGGAGGAGAAAUCUUUGUCAAGGAGGUCAAAGGAGAGUCACCUGCUGCCCGUUCUGGAAAAGUAUACGAAGGUGACCAGAUUGUGGGUGCCACUAUCUACUUUGACAAUAUGAGCUCAGAAGAGACAUCAGAUCUACUUAAGACUUUGAACAAACACAAGGUUGGAUUGAAACUGCAAAACAAAGGGGACAAAUCCCCUUGCUACUCACCCUUGAGCACACCAUGUCGUUCACCGAUGGGGACCCUCACGUGGGAAGGGAAAGCCCACUUUGGUGGCUCCAGUCCAGAUAUUAUUCUAAGUGGAGACGAUGAGGACUAUAGAAGAAUAUACACAAAGAAAAUUAAACCAAGACUGAAGUCUGAAGACCUUGCAGAGGGUGUGGAUGUUCGCACAGAACGACAUAGCAGCACAAGCAGUGAUGGAAGCACAAUUACCACCAUCACGCGUCGCAUCACUACCUACACAGUAGACAUGCCGAGUGGCAUAAGUGAGAAACCUGAAAUUUCAAGUCCAGAGCUAAAGAGGCUGCGGCACGAGUCUGGAGAAGGCUCUCCUAGUAUCAGGAUUGUACAUGGGAGCCCAUCAGGUAAAGUGGAACUAGAGGAGGGAGUUUUUGAGUCAAGAUUUUCCACAUUGCCUGGCAUGACUUCAGCGACGGAUAUGGAUGUAAACUUAACCAGUUCAACGUUAACAAUUGGGGAUCACGUCAGCCUGCCAAGUACAAAACCUGAAACUGAAAACAUUAAAAGACCCAAUUUUGAUAUUGAGGGAACUGAAACAAAACUAAAAGACCCCAGGUUCAAUAUGUCAUCCAUAUUGGGACCAAAACUGUCCAUGCCAGAUGUUGAUAUCAAUUUGAAAGGGCCCAAACUUAAAGGUCAUGCGGAUAUGUCAGCUCCAAAAAUAGAAGGUGAUGUAAAAACACCCGACAUUGACAUUAAAGGUCCAAAAGUUGGCAGUAAAGGGCGAAAAGAUGGGUAUGAGACGCCGCAAAUGAAAAUGCCAUCAUUCAACAUCAAGGGCCCAAAAGUGGAAGCUCCAGACUUAGAUGUCAAUUUAAAAGGCCAAGUAUUUGAGGGGAAAGUAACUGUUCCAGUUCUUGAAGGAAGUGUUGAAUCUCCUGAUGUAAGAAUUAAAGGACCAGACAUUAACAUCGAAGGCCAUAAAGGAGGGAUUAAAAUGCCCAAAUUAAAAUUUGAAGGUGAUGCUGAUCUGUCUGCUCCAAAGAUAAAACAACCUGACAUUGAAAUCAAAGGUCCAAAAGUUGACAUUGAAGGGCCAAAGGGUGGAUUUGAGAUGCCGAAAAUCAAGAUGCCAUCACUCAAUAUCAAAGGCUCAAAAGAUGAGGGAGAGGUGGAUGUGAAAGUUCUAAAGCUUGAUGGGAAAGCCGACCUUCCUAAAGUAGACAUAGAAGGGCGUGAUAUUGACAGUGAGAGCCAAAAAGGAGGGUUUAAAAUGCCAAAAAUGAAAAUGCCAUCAUUUAACAUGAAGGGCCCAAAACUUGAAAGUCCUGAAGUUGAUGUCAACCUCCCCAAAGUAAACAUUGAUGCGGAAGGGCAUGGCGUUGAAAUUAAAGGGAAAGACAUUGAUAUUGAAGGGCCGAAUGCCAAACACAAAGGAUUCAAGUACAACAUGCCAUCCAUUUCAGGACCAAAUUUGCCAAUGCCUGAUGGUGACUUCAAAUUUAAACAUCCAAAGCUCAAAGGUGAUGUGGAUCUUUCAAUUACGAAAACAGAGGGAGACAUAAAAACACCCGAAAUGGAUAUCAAAGGUCCAAAUGUUAACAAUGCCGGACCAAAGGGUGGAUUUGAGAUGCCCAAAAUGAAAAUGCCAUCACUCAACAUCAAGAGUCCAAAAGUGGAUGCUUCAGAAAUGGAAAUUAAUCUAAAAGGCCCCAAAAUAAAGGGUGAUGCGGAUGUAAAAGUACCAAAGAUUGAAGGGAAUGUGGAACUUCCUGAAGUGGACAUUGAAGGACCAGACUUUGAUAUUGAGGGCCAUAAAGGAGGGUUUAAAAUGCCAAAAUUCAAAAUGCCUUCCUUUGGCAUGAAGGGCCCGAAACUCGAAGGUCCAGAAGUGGAUGUAGACCUUCCCAAAGCAAAUAUUGAUGUCGGAACACCUGAUGUUGAAAUGAAAGGACCUGAUGUUGACAUUGAAGGACCCAAUGCAAAUCUCAAAGGACCCAAGUUCAACAUGCCAUCCAUUUCAGGGCCAAAACUCUCAAUGCCAGAUGUUGACUUCAACUUGAAAGGUUCGAAAGUCAAAGGUGAUGUGGACCUUUCAGCUACAAAGGUAGAUGGAGACCUUAAAACACCUGACAUUGACUUUAAAGGUCCAAAAGUUGACAUUGAAGGGCCAAAGGGUGGAUUUGAGAUGCCCAAAAUAAAAAUGCCAUCACUCAACAUCAAAGGUCCAAAAGUGGAAGCUCCAGAUUUGGACUUCAACCUGAAAGGCCCCAAAAUGAAGGGUGAUGUGGAUGUUAAAGUACCAAAGAUUGAAGGGAAAGUAGAACUUCCUGAAGUGGAUAUUGAAGGACCAGAUAUUGAUAUUGAGAGCCAUAAAGGAGGGUAUAAAAUGCCAAAAUUCAAAAUGCCUUCCUUUGGUAUGAAAGGCCCGAAACUCGAAGGUCCAGACGUUAAUGUAGAACUCCCUAAAGCAAACAUGGAUGUGGGAACAUCUGACGUUGACAUUAAAGGACUUGAUGUUGAUAUUGAGGGACCCAAUGCAAAACUCAAAGGACCCAAGUUCAACAUGCCAUCCAUUUCAGGACCAAAACUGUCCAUGCCUGAUGUGGAUUUCAACUUGAAAGGUCCCAAAUUCAAAGGUGACGUGGAUAUGUCGGCUCCAAAAAUAGAA
Molecule: messenger RNA, 3260 nt
Organism: Menidia menidia (Atlantic silverside)
Lineage: Eukaryota; Metazoa; Chordata; Actinopteri; Atheriniformes; Atherinopsidae
Source: the annotation of a GenBank genome assembly